AUGGAGGUGAAGCACGUGGAGGAGGUUCAGAAGCUCAGUGCGGUGAUAUCGGAGCUCGAGCUUAUACUUCACUCUGCCGCCGCGAAGCCGCCUGAUCCCCUCUUCUGCUUCGAUCUGCUCAAGAAUCUCCAUGCCUCCAUCGAGCAUGAACCCGAGGAGUCGCUGCAGCUCAUGCAGCGGCGCAGCGAGGACACCCUGCAGGCGCUGCUGCUGCAGGGCGCGGGCCCCCCGAACCGGCGGCUGCUGGCGGGCGCGCUGGUGCGCGUGAUAGAGCGCGGGGACUCCAUCUCCGUGUACUCGCGCGUCAGCUGCCUGCAGGGCUGGUUCUUUGAGAAGGGAGAAAAGCGGGCGACCGCUGUUGUGGGGGCGCUGGAAGCAUUGACAACCAUCACACGUGCGUUCGGCACACGGAUUGCAUCCAGCCUCACGGAGACGGUCAACGUUGUCAGCCGGCUGUUGCGCAAUGCAGAGCCCAGCGUGCGGAACGCAUCCCUGCAGCUGCUGCUGGCAGCAAUCGAGGUGAUGAAAGGCGCGGGCCCCACUUCCGCGUAUACUGACGCAGUGCGUGCACUCUCCGGCUAUGGCGUGAGAGAUAGGUCCGCCCUGGUGCGCGAGACCACGGCACACUGCAUCCAGGCGCUCGCGGUUACCGGUGGGCCGGGGCUGGCGGGAGGCGCGCUGGAUUCCAUGGCGCAGCUGUGUGUGAAGGCGGUGGACGACCCAGCGCAGGCUGUGAGGGACGCUUUUGCUGCUGCACUGGGAGCGGUGGUGGCUCUCGGCCUCAACCCUUCCGCUCAGAUUGUCCCCAGGGGCAAGUCGUCAGCAGCGCCCCCCAAGGCCAUGGACAAUGCCAUUCAGAAGUACCUCACUACACCGUUUGUUCGAGCCCCAGCAUCGCGCAGCAAGGAGAUCCGAUUGGCCAUUGCUAUGGCAUGGGUGGCGCUGCUCCAGAGUCUGAGGGCGCAGUAUGGAGUAGCGGACAUGGACCUGGUGCCCUAUGGCAUGCAGGCCCUGGCGCUGCUGCCCGCCUAUGCUCGCUCCAUUGACUCGCAGGCUCAGGCAUGUGCUCUCUACAUUCUUCAAGUGGGCCUUGUGGAGCAGAUGGGGGAGGAAGCACAGCGGGAGUUCACUCGAACCCUCACACACCAGCUGACAGCCAGUGACAUGGGUCCGCACAUGCUCGUUGCUGCUCUGCGCACGCUCUCCCACCUCCUCAACACGCUCGGCGAGGUCACGCAAGCAGCGAGAGAGGCACUGGACUAUGGUCUGCUGGCAACUCUCUCCAACUCCUCUCCUGCUGUGCGGGUGGAGGCAGCGCGCACCAUCAAGGUGCUGGCGCAGGUGGACGCGUCCCGUGCCCACUCCUUUAUCCUCUCCGGCUUCACUGCUCUCCGUGCGCUCAGGGAAACCAUGAACACUGAGAAGGGCGAGCGUUUGAAGCUGACUCUAGACUCUCUGCAUGGCCAAGCGCUCAUGCUCUCCGCUCUGCUCGUCCUUGGGCCCAAGCUGCCCCUCGGUCUCCCUUCCAGUCUCUCGCUCUCUAUCCUCGACAUGGCACAGCAGAUGGUGCUGUCGCCAGGCCAGCUGCCAGCAGCAGCAGCAGCAGACCACGAGGCAGGCUGGAUCCUCAUCGCCUCGCUGCUGCUCUCCAUGCCCAAGGAGGAGGUGGCACGGAGGGAGGUGGAGUUUCUUGCGUUGUGGACCAUGCCCUUUGGGGGCAGCUGCGCCGACCGAGUCAAGAGAAUCGACGCUGCAAGCCUGCCUGGAGAGCUCAACUGCUGGUCCGCAGCCAUGGAUGCUCUGAGGGCGUUUAUAGUGAGCUAUGUGGUGCCCAACCUAGCAACUCCCUCUGUGGCCGAGACCAUCAACCCCAUCAUGGGCUACCUCUCAGGAGCACUGACGUACAUUGCGUCAUCAACCCUGGGCGAGGCGUCGUCAUCAGUGAAGCAGCACGCGGAGCUGUUCAUAGUGCGCACGCUCAACACCUUCCACGCGUUGCCCGACCCCGCACUCUACCGCCACCUGCACCCCAUGCUCAUCGACAUCUGCACCGCUCCCUUCCGAGAAACGGCAUCAUACCCCAGCAGCUCUCUCCUCCGCACUCUGCUAGAGCCCAGUGACUCCAAUCUUGGCCCCUGGUUCCCGGGAAGGGAUGUGCUGGAGGACGAGUUACGUGCGCUGGAGGGUGGCAUGGAUGGGGUCAUUGCGUCUGUCUGGGAAGAUGACACCUCCACCUUCCCACAGUCCGUGCCUCUGGGAGUGGCUCUAGUCGACUUAAUGCUACGCUGCUUCAUCGCGCUCUUCCCCAUCCAGGUUCCAAUGUCCAAGGUGGCGCUGGUGGAUACCCUGUCUGUGGCGGUGAAGGGCAACAAGCGCCAGGCUCUGCGCGUCUCUGCCACUGCCAAUGCCUGUGUGGUGGUGGUUGGCACUCUUAAGGCCAUGGUAGCGCGCAAGGCAAAGGAGGAGGAUGCAGAGACCCUGCGUCGCAUCCAGGCGCUGGUUCAGAGCUUUGUGGCGAGUGACCCGACCAACCCAGCGUUCAAGAGGGCGUCAGCAGAGGCCUUGGGCCUGCUGGCUCGCCUGGGAGACGACCUCUUUGCUGUGCGCCUGAUCCGUUCUCUGCUGGCCGAGGGGGAAGCGGCCACUGACCCCUCCACUAGGGCAGCUGUCGCUCUCGCAUUCGGAUCAGUGCUCCGCAGUGUGGGUGGCAUAGCGCUCUCAUCCUUCAUCUCCCCAGUGGUGCAGUUCCUAAUGGCCAUGGCGCGUGCACCAGGAGAGCACCUGGGGCACAUCUGGGCUCUGCACGCGCUCUGGCUUGCUGCCGACGCCGCUGGCCUCUCGUACACUCCCCAUGUACAGGCCACCUUGUCGCUGCUGAUGGACGUGCUGCUGUCAGACGACCACGUGGCAGCGGGCUUGCCUCAGAGCGUGGCUCGUCUGGUCAACGCCCUCGUGGCCGUCUUUGGCCCUGAGCUGCUCCCAGGCUCUACGGUCUUCUACCGCUGCAAGUGUAUUCUGGACGACAUCAGCCAGAGAAACGACCCUGCUGCACAGCUAGAGUGUGUGCUGUACACACAGCAGCUGGUGCUGUUUGCGCCUCAGGCCAUGCCUCUGCACCACCAUGUUACCACCCUCCGCGCCACCCUCACCUCCCGCCAGCCGAGUUUGCGGUUUGCUGCCAUUUCCACUCUGCGUCACAUGUGUGAGAGAGAGCCGGCGGCCAUGGUAUCAGAGCAGAUAGAGGAGGACCUCUUCUCCAUGCUUGACAACGAGACGGACCCCAGGGUCAUAUCUGGUGUGUGCAUGGCCUUGGAGCGACUGCUAGAGGCUGCAUGCCCCACAUACCCCAGUCGAUGGCUUCGCCUCUGCAAGAACGUGGUAUCUUCGUCUGCUCUUCUUUCCUCUUUCCAGAAGUUGUUUGUUGCCGCUGUAGAUAGCUCCUCCUUAGAGCUUUCUUCCUGUGUAGCCAUGAAUCAUGGAGAUUUUUUCUCGUGUGAGUCUCCGGGUUCCGUAUCAGCUGCCUCGUUUUUUCUCCCCCACCCUCUCCACCCUCUCCGCCCCAUUCCUCCAUGCCCCUUUCCACGCCUCUCCUCUUCCCCUAAAACCGCGCUACCCACCCACCUGUGCCUCGUCCUUCCCACCCACCCCUGGCGUAUCAUUUUCUUUCAGGUGCUAGCAGCGUCUGCCACUAGGAGAGCAGGCGAGGCAAAGGAAGUCGCAGGGGAGGGGCGGAAGGGGGAAGCAGGGGAGGACGAGGAGGAUGAUGAGAGUAUGGUGGCGGCAGGGGGGGAUGGAGCGCGCACAGGGGGAGCAGCAGGAGCUGGGGCGGGGGCAGGGGGAGCGGGAGGGGGAGGAGGAGCGGGGAAAGGAGGCGGGGCGGGGAUAGGUGGAGGGACACCGAUUGGGGGCGUGGGAGGAGGGGGAGGAGGGGCAGUGAGGAGGGGAGUGGAUCAGCUGCCAAGGUUCAGGACGAGAGUGUUUGCGGCAAAGUGUCUUUCCCGGCUGCCCUACAUGGUGGGCUCCGACCCUGCUCACUUUGACAUCACUGUCGCAAAACAUAAAGUGGACGCGAGGAGGCAGGCCGGCCGCGAGAGUGGAGGGGGCAGUGCACAGCAGGCGGACUGGCUCGUGCUGCAUCUGGGUGACCUCGUGGCUGUGGCCUUCCAGAUGGCAACAGGAAGCAUGGAAGGCGUUCGCCCCAUGGGGGUGUCUCUCCUUGGGACCAUACUGGACAAGUUUGGUCACACAGAGGAUCCAGACUUUGAGGGCCACAUUCUGCUCGAGCAAUACCAGGCUCAGUAUGUGUCCACGGUGCGCACAGCCAUGGAUGCUGCCAACAAUCCUCUGCUGCUGCUGGCAGGUGCCAGGCUGGCAGAUAAGGUUGUGAGCGGCAGGUUAAGAGGCUCAGACGAAUCUGUGGUGCCACGUGUCAUGACCCUGUUGGCCACGCCCCUCAGCAAGUGGGAUGCCCUUGGCAACUGGUCCUAUGCAGAAUGGGUUGGCUUCAAGGUGAAGGUCGAGCUAGUGGUGCGGCACGCCCGCCUCAAAUCCCUCACUCUCGCCUCCUACGACGCGCAACUCGCCGCCGCAGGCGCCCCUGCCACAGCAGCCACUCCCGAAGCCGGAUACGACUCAGAGGACGAGCAUUUCGAGUCCGACACACGUCUCGCCGCCCUCCGUAAAGUGCGAGCGGCGGUCGAGCAAACCCCCGACUUGCUCGUGUCCCACUGGGUUGCCCUUCUGCGUGACUACCUCGCCGCGUUCUCCCUCGAGCCAAACGUGCAGGCGGUGUAUCGGUCCUCGUACGCUGCUGAGAUGUCUCCGUCCAUGCUCCCGUUGAUCAAACGGUACCUUCUCGCGUCGUCCCCGGUUGUUCUAGAUGCUGUUACUGUAGGCGUCAAACCCAACCUGUCUGCGGCGAAGGAAGCAGCUGCGGCAGCGGCUGCUGCAGCCGCUGCAGCUGCGGCAGCAGAUGCCGAGGCAGCCGCAGCGGCGGCGGCUGCGGCAGGUUCGGGGGUGACGAUUCUCGCUCCUGUCUUCGCAGUAGGUCCUAGCUCGGCUGGGUCUAAAGGCCCUCCUAGUGCCACAUCGUAUGGGGGCAUCGAUCCGAAGCAGUUUCACCAGCUAUGGGCUGCUUGCCUGUAUGCCAUCUGCCAUCCCGCUGGAGAUAAGACCAGUGGUGCUGGUUCUGGGGAAAACGGAGGGGCAGAGGGGUCAAGGAGAACAUCGGAGGAUGGGCAGCAGGGGCAAGAGCAGCAGGAGGGGGGGCAUGAGCAGCAGGAGCAGGGGGGCGAGGUGGUGAUAGGGGAUUUCUUGCAAGCGGAUGCGUCGUUGGGCUGCAAGGGAGGCAGCAGCGAGGCGGUUGUUGGGGAGGGGAGGAGUGUGGCGCUGCGGGCGUUGGGGCGGUUGAUGCAGCGGGAGCUCUUUGGGGGUGACUUCAUCGAGGAAGAGGACUGCCUGGAGCUGUUGCAGGUCAUUGCGUCAGUGAUGGAGGAUGGAGACAUGGCGCUCAAGGCACAGGCACUGGACGUACUCACCAAGUUCAUGGCAUGCGCACCAGACGCCCUGAUCUCCAACUUGGACAUUGUAUCAGCUGCCCUGGCGGCAUGCAUGCACCUGCUGCACUCUGCCCUGCACUCUGCCACUGACAGCACCAGUGAAUCCACUGCCUCGCUGUCAGCAGCAGAGGCAUCGCUGCUCAUCUCUGCUCUCAAGCUCGUCGCCUCCAUCGCCCCCCGCCUCUCCUCCCAGGGCAAGGUACUUCUGCUACCCAGCAUCAUGACCACGUGCCUGCGCCUGCUGCGCUCUGCUCCACUCUCUGAUUCCUCCUCCUUCGACCAAGCUGACUCUCUCGCCUCGUCAGCAGCAGCAGCAGGAGCAGGGGUGGAGGAAGGGUGGGGUGCGGUUCUGGCAGAAGCCACGGUCACAGCCAUUGCUGCAGCCCGCAUUGGCUCCUGUGCUGACCCCACGGCAUCCCUGGGAGAGGUGACUCUGUGGUCGGGGCAGCGGGCCACAGUGGUGGCAGCACUGCUGGAGGGAGCUGCGCAGAUCGUGGACCGCCACCUGUCCACCCAGGAUUGGUCAGGAGCCGAUGCAGCGGGUGAAGCAAGCAGUGGUGACAUGGAGGCGACUGGGAAUGAUGGUACUGCUGGAGACAGCAAGGAUGUGGAAGGCAGAGGUGGUGAUGGUGAUGGGAUUAAGGGCCUGGUAGGAGGAGAAGGAGAAGGAGGAGAAGUACAAAAGGGGCUGGUGGAGGGAGAGGAGAAGUUGAGGAACGAGGAGGGUGAGGAGGUGAAUGAAGGAAAAGGGGAUGGCGAGAACGUCGAGGAAGGGGGUGAGGGUAUGGUGACUGCAGCAGCUGGUGGUGGCGACAAUGGUGGAAAAGAAGCAGCAGCAGCGCCAUCAGCAGCAGAAGAAAAAGCAGAUCAGUCCAACAGCUUUCUCGACAUGUCUUCCUCUCCCCUCGACACCAUCCCCAAUGCUGAUGUGGCCUUCUCAACCAUGUCGCCGCCAUCGUCCCCGUCAGCGCCACGUGGCGGCUUCUCAGAGCCGGAAGGCGCUCCAAGCGCCACGCGUGCGCUGCACGCGCUGUCGCUUCUGGCAGCGCUGCCGCCGCUGGUGUCGGGCGCGGGAGGGGAUUACUUUGCGAUCCAGCUGGAAGAGAGCGGCAUGGCUCGAUGCAUGCACGCGUUCGAAACAGCAUUUGCGUCCAAGUCACGACAGGUGCGCAUGGCAGUGAUAGGAGCCCUCAAGGUGCUGCUCCAGGCGGGAUUGCCCAAGGCCCUGGCAACAGCAGGCGCAGCAGGGGAGGGAGGAGCAGAGGGAGAGAGCGGUGCUGCCGACAGCAGCAGCAGCACCAGCAGCAUGAGGAGGCAGGCGACUGUGGUGUGGUGGCCCAUGCAGCUCAUGCUCGCACUCACUCCUGCUGUGCUCUCAGUCAUUCAGACCUCUUCCAAGGAUCUGCAAACCCCCCAGGCAGCCAACGAGGUGAUGGAGGCGCUCAAGCUCUUCCUGCUGCUGCUCUCCACCAUCCCGCCUCCUGACGCCAAGGAGAAACUGCCAGGGGCAGCGGGUGCAGCAGCGGCGGCAGCGGGUGGGGAGAGGCAGCAGGCGGUGCUGGAGCUGCUGCUGGUGACGGCGAUCAUGGCAGGGUCUAUGGCACAGCCGGCAGGAGGGGAGGGGCAGCAGCAGAGUCCAACACAGGCAGCAGUGAUCGGCAUGGCAGUGAAGCUCAUCACCCACCUCGCCACCGCCUUCCCCGCCAAUCUGCAAGCUGCCACCACCGCCCUCCCCCUGGCCACCAAGCUACAGCUCCAGACCGUGAUCAAGUCCUCCGUCCAGCAAUCACAGCCACGCCGUGUCUCCUCCUCCUCCCCUGCUGCUCCUCUCGCCCCUCCACCUCUCCCCUCAGUCUCUUCCCCCGCUCUUCCUCCCCCCUCCACCACCACCACCAGCACCGCCAUCCCUCCUCCCAUCCCUCUCCCCUCAAGCGCCCCAUCUAAAGGUUUCCUCGCACCUCCCCCUCCCUCCUCCUCCUCUUCUCCCUCCACCUCGCCUUUCCAGCCCCCUCCUCUCACCCAGCUCUCUGCCUCCCGCCUCUCUGCCUCAUCUGCAAGCUCAGACACUGCUGCAGCCACCACCACCACCACCGCCACCUCUUCUGUUGCUGCUACUGCCGCUGCUGCUGCGGAGGCCACUGCUGGGAACAUGGGAGGGUUUAGUGAUGACGAUGAUGAUGAUGAUGAGUGGGCUGAGUUUCAGUCUAUUCGUUCCUCUACCACUUCCACCUCCACCAGUACAGCCCCCCCCAGUGCACGCCCCUCCGCCACUGACGAUACCGCUGCUGCUGCUGAAGCUGUUGCAACAGACACUGCUGUUGAUGGCGAUUCGGCUGUGUCAGAAGCUAGCCGUUUGGCACAGGAGAAUGGCUUGUCUGAAGCGGACAAAGCAGGGGCGGGAGGGGGAGAGGAUGGGGUGGGUGUGGCACGGGAGAGUGGUGUGAGCAGUGCUGAUGCAGACUCACUAGAUGAGGACGAUGAUGAUUUUGGAGACUUUACUGAUUUCUCCUCCGCACCACCUUCAACCACUAUCCAGCCAGAAGUAACAGCAGCCGCAGCUGCUGCUACUGCUGCUGAUGCUGCUGCUGCUGCUGCUGCUGCUGCUGCUGUUCCCGCUGCAACAGAGGCAGCUGAAGCACCAGCAGGUGCGGUGGAGAGUGCACCAGCAGAGGCAGGAGUCGCUGGUGGUAGUGCUGAAGCAGCAGCUGCAGAUGACAGUGACUGGGGUGAUUUCGAAGACUCCUUUGCUUCUGCUCCUGCUGCUCCUGCUCCUGCCAUGCCUGCUACCCAGUCAGCAGCACUUUCUCAGGAGGAGAGCUCUAGACCGGCAGCAGAAGCACAGGAACCAGCAGAGGCGGCGGGAGCAGCAGCAGCUGAUGUUGGGGGAUUGUCAGAGGAAGAUUUUGUGCAAGUUAGCCUUGAGACGAGUGGAGGUCGUGAGGCGGUGGCAUUGGAAGAGAGCAGGGCAGAUAGCACAGGCGGAGAUGCAUUAGCCGCAGGAGGAGGAGCAGGAGCAGCAGGAGGAGGAGUAACAGCAGCAGCUGACGUUGCGGAUGUGGCCGUUGAUCUGUCCUCCCAGGCAGCACCAGCGAUCCCAGCAGCAGCAGCAGCACCAGAAGCAGUGGAUGCUGAUCCCUUUGACGAUUUCCUGGCCUCUGCUCCUGCUCCUGCUGCUGCUGUUGCUCCCGCACUUGCUGAGUCAGCACCAUCACUUGCUGAGUCAACACCACCUUCUGCUCAGUCAGCAGGUCCCAUUGGCAGCAAAUCUGCUGUUCCUGAUUCUGGCCUUCUGGUCUUCGAGACGCUGACAGGAGCAGCAGGCUCGGAUGCAGCUAAGAAGGGCGAGGACAACGAUCCGUUUGCAGACUUUGCUGUGGCAUCGCUUGUGCCUUCUGCUGCACCUGCUGCACCUGCUGCACCUGCGGCAGCUGCUGCAACAAUUCCUGUUGCUUCUGAGGCCGCAGUCUCUCACAUCCCCCACUGCUCGCUCACUCCCUUCACCCCAGCUGCAGUCCGGGGUUGCUCUUACUCCGUCUCUUCCGCCGCAAUCCACGCCUGGGAGUCCACUCCCUCCCAUCAUCACCCCGCCGCUUCCAUUUUCAUCGGGGAAGAUCGCGCGUCGCAUUCUAGACCCGUCGUUAAACUCCGAACUCUAGCCACCAUGGCGCGUUGGUCUCACAUCCUCGCGCCCGCGUCCCGCCGCCGCGCGUCGCAUCUCCUCGAUCUUGCCGCGGCGCGCAGCCCCGCGCUGGCCACCCUCCUCGACACCUCCUGCGCCGCCUCGAUCGCCCCGUUCCGCGUCGCGUUGCAACGCCAAUCCACGUCCGCUCCCACCAACGCCGCUCCUGCGGCUCCUGCUGCUUCUGCCACUCCUGCUGCUGCUGCUGCGACCUCCGCGCCUGCCGCGAACUACCUCUACCGUGAGAUCUACAACCGGCAGCGGCAGCUCGUGCCGAUCAACCACAUGGUGCCUGACGUGGCAGUCGACGCGUGGGUCGCGCCGAACGCGAUCCUCGCGGGCGGCGUCACGAUCGACGACCGCGCGUCCGUCUGGUACGGCAGCGUGCUGCGCGCCGAUCUGAACUACAUCCGCAUCGGCGCGUACAGCAACAUUCAGGACCGCGUCGUCGUGCACGCCGCGUCGGCAUCCCCCACGGGCCUCUCCGCGGAGACUACAGUCGGGAGGUAUGUGACCGUUGGGCAAAACUCCGUGCUGCGAUCGUGCGAGAUCGAAGACGAGGUAGUUAUCGGGCAACGGUGCCUUGUCCUCGAAGGAGCUAUCGUGGAAAAGAACGCCGUUCUCGCGGAUUGCACGGUGGUGGGUCCCGGGCAGCUGAUCCCCGGCGGGCAGCUUUGGGCGGGCAGCCCGGCGAAAUUUGUGCGCGAGCUGACGGCGGACGAGGUGGCGGAGAUUCCGAAGCUGGCGGAGUCGGCGCACUGGCUCGCGGAGCAGCAUAAGUCGGAGUUCCUGCCGUAUUCCACGGCGUAUAUCCAGGCUGAGAAGCUCAAGGCCGCGCUUAAAGCCUCUUCCGCUUAA
Molecule: messenger RNA, 10095 nt
Organism: Closterium sp. Naga37s-1
Lineage: Eukaryota; Viridiplantae; Streptophyta; Zygnematophyceae; Desmidiales; Closteriaceae
Source: the annotation of a GenBank genome assembly